GUCUACCCGACGAUAUGGCGACUUCGUCCGCGGGAGUCUUUAAUGCUUCCAAACUGGCCAUCAUCUUUACUCUGCUGUGUUCGCUCUAUCUUNUUCGCGGCAUCUGGCUACCGUCCACGCCUACCACGCCGGUGCAACCCACAUCUACCCCUCAACCGUCAGCUCCUCUUGAGAACGAUCUGACUCUCAACCACACCGUACCAACUCAGGAUGUCGCCGACUGCCUCAAUGCGCCGGGCGCCGAUCGCGUCAUGAUUGUGCUCAAGACUGGCGCAUCAGAAAUCUACGAGAAACUGCCAACCCACCUUGUUACUCUGUUUAGGUGCACUCGGCACUACCUCAUCUUCUCCGACCUGCCACAGACUUACUCCGACUAUGAGAUCCACGAUGCUCUGGCUACCGUCAGCGACAAGUAUAAGAACGAACACGAAGACUUUGAGGUCUAUCGCAAGCUUCAGCAGUACCACCGCGAGGGUCAGAACGUGGCCAAGCUGAAGGGCGACAAGGGAUGGAACCUCGAUAAGUGGAAGUUCCUUCCCAUGAUGCACGAGUCUUACCGACUGGCCUCUCCGGACGUUGACUGGUUUGUCUACAUUGAAGCCGAUACUAGUUUGAGCUGGACAAACUUGUUACAAUUCCUCGGACGAAUGGAUCCAAGGAAGCCUCUAUACCUGGGUGCGCAGAACGUCGUCGGUCCGACCACUUUCGCUCAUGGAGGCUCUGGUUUUAUCGUCUCGCGCGCCGCGGCUAAGAAGAUGGAGGAUCGCAGAAAGAAGAAGGGUGUCGAUAAGUAUGACGAACGGUGGGAGACGUCGACAAGCCAAUCGUGCUGCGGUGACGAGGUCCUUGCGCGUGCCUUGAUCGAAGUCGACGUUGAUCUGACGCCUUCCUGGCCUCGUAUCCAAGGCGAGACGGUCGAUACACUGGACUGGACCAAGAAGCACUGGUGUACCCCUGCCAUCACCUGGCACCACGUCAACCCAGCGCAAGUGGACAGCAUGUGGCGCUUCCAGAACAAAUGGGUAAAGGAGAAUGAUAAAGAGUUCAUCGCUCCAACUCCGGACUCGAGCGACAAAGAUAAGGCAGCGUGGGAGAAAUUGUCAGAAGUCGAAAAGAAUUCAGUCAAGAGCUUUGACAACUGUGCCGAAGCCUGUCUCGCCUGGAACAAUUGCUUGCAGUGGAUGCACGAAGACGGAGUCUGCAAGUUGGGCAAAGACAUCAGGUUGGGAGAAACAGACGAAAGAACCAGCAAUACGUGGUCCAGUGGAUGGUUACACGAUCGGAUCCAAGGAAUGCGGGAAGAUCUUGCCGACUGUAAGAUCAACUGGGACGAU
Aureobasidium musti is the source of this 1334-nucleotide messenger RNA. Lineage: Eukaryota; Fungi; Ascomycota; Dothideomycetes; Dothideales; Saccotheciaceae. The record is from the annotation of a GenBank genome assembly.